AUGUCUUCAGUAUCUCGUGGAACGGAGCCGACGCGUGCCUGGACGGCGUGGCACGGCGCCGCACCGGACUUGAUAUCAGAACGACUCGGUCUUCAAAGUGCAAGCCUUUUUGUCCAGUAAAUCCUGCUGGCAGAUUUCUCAAAAGCUUUGGAUAUAUUCCAUUUCGCUUUUAUCGAUAAUUUGUGUCUCUCUCCUUGACUCUGAACGUUUCGGUUCAGAGUAUCUUUUUCUGUUUCACUCGCUGCCAAUUUGUUCGUACUGAAAAAUUUCAUCGAACAGAAAUAAAAUCGAAAAGUUUGAUUGAAGAAAGAGUUGGAAAUUUCCUCUUUUUGAUAAAUGGCCAUUUGCUAAGCCAGUAAGCUUUGCUCGUCUUUAUAAAAUUAAAAGGCCUUAAAAGGCCCUAAAAAAAUCUUCAUCGCGUUCUGUUUUUCUCGAAAACACCAAACAUAUAACCGAUUGAAACCGAAAUUUUAUUCGUUUCAAUCAACUGAAAUUCAUUGAAAUUUGAAAAAUAACUUGAAAAAAAAUAGAGAAGUUUUUGAAAAAACAUAUUCUGGUUGGAAGUUUGGCCGAAAUGACAAACAGAAUAAAAGAUGUGUCAUGUAAAAUUCGAAAGAGUUCGCAUUUCCUCUUCGAAGUAAGAAAAAAUGCUAUCGGGAUCUGCAUAGGCUUCAGAUUUUGUUUUGUUGAAUUAUGAGCCGAAUUAGGAUUUUUUUAUAGGUUGACAGAAUUUCUAGAGAAAGAAAUUUUUUGAAAGUUGAUUAGAUUUUGGGAGAUUAUAAUUUAGUUAUUUUUAUGAAGAGGUGGAAACCUUCUGUGAAAUCGGGCUUUCAACCUUCGAAGUCGACUGGACGAUCUGGUCGCACUCUGACGGCUGGAGGACCUCGGAAGAAGCUCACGUCGCUUGACCGAUGCUGAGGAGAUGAAUACAGUGCUUGUGGAAACAAAACGGACGGCCUCUGCGGUCCAACCUCUCAGACUCCGCCUCUUCCUCCACGCCCUCACGCUGGACAGCGAGUGGACGCAAGAGGAAAGUGCAUACUGGCCAGAGGGUGCAAAAAAAGGCAGCACGACUUGACGCCACAAGGCGCUUUUUCGCCCAUCGCUGCAACAUUACGAGCAGCGCUCCGCCACAGGCCGUGACAGGCAAAGUUCAAGAGCCGCCUGCAUCACACGUCUGGAGUCUUAAUCGCACUUUUCAAGCGAGACGCCGCAAAGCCAAUGUUGCGAUUUUCGGCUGA
Molecule: messenger RNA, 1241 nt
Organism: Caenorhabditis auriculariae
Lineage: Eukaryota; Metazoa; Nematoda; Chromadorea; Rhabditida; Rhabditidae
Source: the annotation of a GenBank genome assembly